AUGUCGAUGUACAAGUUGCCCAAUGUCAACUCGCCCUAUGCGAGGCCAUACAUGACCAACCACCUGUGCUACCAGGAUCGGAUUCGCAAGGAGUUUCACGGCUCCGUUCCUACAGAGAUGCAGCAAAUGAUGGAUGCGCCGCUGUCUGAGGCCUCGCGCAGGAAGUUUGGGCUUCCUGCCUCAGGUUCUGCCCCCAGCCUCAUGCAGGAGAGAUUUCCCAAGGGCUCCUUCAACAGAAUGAACAACGACUCGACCGGGUUCUCCAGGUCUCUGCUCGGAAGCUGGGAGGGAUCAGGCGGCCUCAACUCACUCCAUCGUCAGACCUUCGGCCCAGUCGUCAGGCCGGAGGAGACCAGCUCCAAUGUGCGGCACAUGAUCCACUCCCUGAAGAUGGACAGUUGGGAUGUCCAGAAGGUGGACUGGGUCAGUACACAUGUCCUCUACAAGUUUCACCGGUUCGACGUGUGUGUAGUUGACGGACCAGCUGUGAAGUUGUACCACCAGCUGGGUGUCAAGCACGAACCGCUGACGCUGAUUCCUCCGCAGUUCGAGACUCCGAUGCCUGCACUACAGCCGGCAGUGUUCCCUCCCUGCCUGCGGGAACCGCCGCCACCCAGCCUCGACUUGUUCGACCUGGACGAGCAGUUCGCCUCGGAGCGGGUGCGCUUAGCGCAGCUCACCAACAAGUGCACGGACGACGACCUCGACUUCUACAUUCGACAGGCGGGGGAGAUCCUCGGCGUCUCGCAGAAGUUGGGCGACAAGCGCUCGUCCAAAGAUCCGGCCAAGAAGAUCGUCGAGUACAUCUUCAAGGAGUUAGUCGGCUUCAAGAAAAUGAAUCAAGACAUGGUGCCGUCGGACCCGGUCAGUUGGAUCUACUGGGUGAAUCUGGGUGAAGUCGAGAAGAGGCUGCUCAGGCGUUUUAUCUCAGAGGACUUGGCCGAAAAGCUUCGCGCGGAAAACCCGCAAGAUUGCGAAGAGGUCGACACCACCGAAGUGGACGAAGAAAUGACGCCCACUGAGGAGUCGGCAGACCGCAAGUACGAAGCCAACAAAUCACCGACUGUGAG
Symbiodinium necroappetens is the source of this 1070-nucleotide messenger RNA. The record is from the annotation of a GenBank genome assembly. NCBI's taxonomy places the organism in Eukaryota, Dinophyceae, Suessiales, Symbiodiniaceae.